This is a messenger RNA of Nematolebias whitei (Rio pearlfish), 1521 nucleotides long. RefSeq names its product mgat4 family member C (gene mgat4c). NCBI's taxonomy places the organism in Eukaryota, Metazoa, Chordata, Actinopteri, Cyprinodontiformes, Rivulidae. The transcript is spliced from 4 exons. The record is from RefSeq and is a predicted model, not a curated record. Gene Ontology annotation, molecular function: acetylglucosaminyltransferase activity. Gene Ontology annotation, biological process: protein N-linked glycosylation.
AUGUGGGGAAGAUUUUCAGCUGGGGCCAUUUCCAAACCCCACGGCACUGGUAUGUGACAACCAGAUCUUAGCAGUAGCGUGGACAAAAUGAGGCUGCUGUGGAAAUCCUUGGAGAAGAUUAGGUGUCUGAGGAAACGAUCCACUAUUCCCUUCCUCGGCUUCCUCAUCACCUUCCUCCUCUUCCUAAACCUCUACAUCGAAGAUGGCUAUGUGCUGGAAGGGGAUAAAAGGCAGCUCAGGGAAACAUCAGUCCAUCCUCCGAGCUCGGAGCGAUACGUUCACACCUUCAGAGAUCUUAGUAAUUUCUCUGGAACCAGUAACAUCACAUACCGCUAUCUUGCUGGAACACCUCUGAAUCGCAAAAAGUUUCUCACCAUUGGGCUGUCAUCAGUCAAGAGGAAAAGAGGGAACUACCUCCUGGAGACAAUCAAGUCCAUCUUUGAUCAGUCCAGUUAUGAAGAACUGAAGGAGAUUGUGGUUGUGGUUCAUCUGGCAGACUUUGACCUGGUCUGGUGUGAGAACCUGGUGCAGGAAAUCACCAGGAAGUUUGCUCACCACAUCAUAGCCGGACGCCUCCUGGUCAUUCAGGCCCCAGAGGAGUACUACCCUUCUCUGGACGGGCUGAAAAGGAACUACAAUGACCCAGAAGACCGGGUCCGGUUCCGCUCCAAGCAGAAUGUGGACUACGCCUUCCUCCUCAACUUCUGCACCAACCUGUCACACUUCUACAUGAUGCUGGAGGACGACGUGCUGUGCUCCAGGAACUUCCUGACAGCGCUGAAAAAGGUGAUCACCUCCAGAGAAGGUUCCUACUGGGUGAUGCUGGAGUUCUCCAAACUGGGCUACAUCGGGAAGCUAUACCACUCCAAAGACCUGCCCCGGUUGGCUCAUUUCCUCCUCAUGUUCUACCAGGAAAUGCCUUGUGACUGGCUCCUCAUCCACUUCAGGGGUCUGCUGGCUCAGAAGGACGUGAUUCGCUUCAAACCCUCACUGUUCCAGCACAUGGGCUACUACUCCUCCUAUAAAGGGGUGGAGAACAAACUGAAGGACGACGAUUUUGAGGAAGACUCCAUUGACAUUCCCGACAACCCCCCUGCCAACAUUUAUACAAACAUCAACGUCUUUGAAAACUACGAUGCCUCCAAGGCUUACAGCACAGUAGAUGAAUACUUCUGGGGCAAACCUCCCUCCACUGGGGAUUUCUUUGUCGUGGUAUUUAACAAAUCAACCAAAAUUUGCAAAAUCAAGAUUACAACUGGGUCUGAUGACCGGCAGAAUGACGUUCUCCACCAUGGGGCUCUGGAAGUAGGCGAGAAACUAGUUGGGACUAAAAAGGGGAAACAGUGUUCCUCGUACAUCACGCUAGGAGAGUUUAAAAAUGGCAACAUUGAGGUCCAAGAUGUGGACCACAAAAUAGCCUUUGACAUCGAGUGUGUACGCAUUGUGGUGACAGCCAGUCAGAAAGAAUGGCUCAUUAUCAGAAGUAUAAGUUUAUGGACUACACAGCUCGCCAGCCAAUGA